CUUGGCACUUUAUUAAUAUGACUUAGGGGCCGGUUCCACAAACACGGUUUAUUGUUUAAACUCGGUUUAUCUCCGCUAUGAGCCAAUCAGAAAUUUGUAUCUUGAAGACAAAAGAAGUUUAAACGAUAAACCGUGUUUGUCGAACCGGCCCUUACCUGUUUGCCGAAGCACGUUUACUGGGUGCGUUACGGAGCAUCCCACGAUUUUUGCUACUUUACCUACUGCCAAUUUCUGUUCCAAUAAUGUCUCGGGAAACUUGAGAGUAACGGUACGUGGAACAAGUGUACUUUACCUUUGAAUCCAACGCUCGGCAAAGCGACGACUGUAUGUUAGAUCUGGAUUGACAUGAGAAAAUUAUAUGUACGGAGGGUAUAGCACGGCUUGGGGUUCUUUUCUGGAUACAACUGACAGGCAUUAUUUUGGGGUUCUUAACGGUUGCAUUACUGCGAUCCAUCUUGACUGUGAAAUUUACUACGCGAAAUGGGCAAUUUAUUGGAACGCGGCGACAGCCUGACGACCAAAGAAUAAUAGGGAACAGGGAAAUGAGACUCCUAGUACGGGAAGCAAGAAGACGCCGUGAGGGAACCGGGCUGAAUAGACGCGCGGCCGUUCGUGCCAGACGCUAAGGAAUCGGGAGGCUUCGGGAGAGAUCGGUAACGUUCGGCCCGAGCGCUCUACGAGGCGAACUGUCGUUGGGAUUAGUAGGCGACUAGAGCGGAGCUGGAUUCGAUUGACAUCGAGUUGUUGACGUAAUUUUUGUUUUCCUUUCGUAUAUCUAUAGAGUAUCUAGUAAUUUCGGUGACGUAUCGCGUCCUUGUCGUUGACUCUUAGAAUAAGUUACGUACGAAAGCUGAGUCUUGUUGUGGUUAGAAAAAAAAGUGCGUGAGACAAAAAGUUGAUGGAAUCAUUUUAAAAGUACUUCCCCAUUAUCGGGGCACACGUGUUUGACGUCAAAGCUCCGCAUGACGUCAUAAUGAUGAUGUCAAACUCGUACGUGGCUUAUUUGUAAAGGCUUAAUGACUUUUUGUCUACACUUUUACUUCGCUUAGCCCAUGGCCAGGAAACGGGAGACAAAAAUAAUUUCCGAACGUUAUGCCGUGCUGUUACAUGCCGCGCGCCUGGAUUGCGUAACGUUUACGAGAGUGCACAUUUAAUGAACACGUGAAGCGAUUCUCUUGAAACACUUUUUCGUUGGCAUUUUUAAUGGUGAGGUUGACAUACUUUUUUGAUGGAAUUUUCUAAAUCCUUUUUCUUUAAUUUUUCGUACGCCUCUUAAAUGCUUUGGUAAAUCGACUGAAUGUUUUGGUGGGAUUAAUUAAUUUUUUACGAGCUUCUCGUUCGAUGUAUUUUUGAUGCCCUGUAGAAUGGUGAAUCUGUAAGGGGAAAAAAGAGUAAGUGGACCGAUUGCUGGGAAUGAAAUUUAACACUAGGAAGAUAGGAGUCAUUGUAACGAGGAUAGCGCAAUAAUAAGCAGGAUGCACACGCUGCCGUCCUACUCGAAUUACACGAGGAAGUUGCAUCUAAUUGCAUUAUCUUAAUUAGUUCUCUGGAUUUAAAAAUUCUUCUCUCGCCACUUGUAAUAUUUUUAUCACGACCCAGUUUGGCCGUUAUUUUGAUACUUGUUUGUUUUUACUGUCAACGGAAGUCAUAGCAAUCACGACAGUUUGAGAAAUUCACUUGUCAUUCGAAUUGCUGACUGAUAGUUUACUUAGCUCCUAUUCAAUGUGUCUCACAGUUGGCAAGUUAGUUACUCAUUGAAUUUCACCAGAUUAUUGGUUUGAAUUACGUAUCGAACUGUUUCCGAACUAGUCCCAGGGAUAAAUGGCGGAUUCCUGGCACUUGUCCGGCUGACGGCCGACCUGCUUUUCACAAGAAAUCCCUAUCAAUUUAGACGAUUUCAAGUUAGCCAGUUUGCUAGCCGCUCGAGCAACUGACGUUUGUGUUGGUUACUGAGAAGACAUAUUUCCGAGGGGCAAUCUUCGCAUGACUUCGAACGUAAAAGAGUCCCCUAGACUUCAGAUUCAACUCGUGGUUCAAUUUACUAUGUAUUACGCAAUACAUUGAAAAAAAAAAACACAAUACGAGAAUAAUUCUUUGAUAUGGUGCAUAGAAAAAAAAAAAAAAAAAAAAAAAAGAAAAAAUUGGAAAUCGAAAAUUUCUUAAUUCCACGAUUGACACUGGAUAACGAGAGUACAGGAAAUCUUUUCCGUUGCUGAGUAUUAAAUGAAAAUUUUUAAUUUUCCUAAAACACCGACCACAUGCUGCACCGGAUACAUAACUACACACUAGGAUUCCUGGUUAUACGGACGAUACUUGCCACGUAUAUCUGUAUGUAUUCACAGAGUAUGUGACCCACUUUCCGCAAUAUCACUCUGGUUACUUCCCCGUGUAUCCAUUCGCGCGGAAAAAUAGAACCAUGUCGCGGUUUUGCCACGCGGAUGGAUGACAAGUUUCAGGAACAAAAUUUUUUUAGUUUUUGAAAAUUUUUUCAAAACCUUACUGUAGACAUAAAUCACUAAAGGGGUUCAUGGAAUUGACGCGAGAUAAAGGGAUUGAUCGGGUAACAAGAUUUUUUCUGAACCUCCAGCCAGCAGAGUACAAGAUCAAUCGCAACCGCCUGGACAUUUAUCUACACGAUACCGUAUAAGGAUUUACUACCGGAAGUGUGUUCCCUAAAAAGCUAUAAAGGUAUAUCAAAGAUACGUGUUAAUUUGAAUCGCGUCGUAUUUUAAACACAGUCGAGAAUCAGGAGUGGAACGUAUAUGCGGUAAUACAUGGUCUAAUAUAAAUAGCUGAUCGUUCUUCAUAGAUAUAUGUAUGUAGAUUUCCGUGGGACUUCCGGCUGGGAAUUUAAAUGUACAUAUAAAUCAGAAGUGCGCUGCGCGCGAGACUUUGCUAACUCAGCUGUGGUAAAAUUUUUUAUUUCUCUAUCCGACAAUAAUCGUGUACAGUAUUGAGCAUGUACUUUUCUUCAUACUUCACAUGUAAACUUCAUCGUGAAUUGUACUUACUUGUUACUGUACUGUCAAUACUUGUACUGUCUUAUGUUAUACUAUAUCUAUAUCUGCAAACGGUCCGAUUGGUUCACUCAGCGAAUUAUGGAAUUCCCCCAAGUUCGCCGAAGAACUUUGCCAAGGAAUUGAAAGACCUAUAUCCGUAGAGUCAGGUGCGAAAGCAGCCUGGCGUUACAGCCGAAAAUAAAAGAGAAAAGGUACCCAAGGGAUGAAGGAUAACGAGUAAAAAAUAAAGGACGCGAAAAAACGUAACUUCAGCUUUGAGAAUACGCUGAUACGACUCACGAAAGUCAGCUGACUUGAAUCUUUAUGUGAUUCAGCUACUAGCAUGAUGUAAUAACUUGCUGACUCCUCAGCAUGUCAUCUUAUAUAUAUAUAUAUAUAUUCGUUAGAAUAUCGAAGAAUCACAUGACUGUCAUAGACUUCCGGUCUGCUUUGUAUUGUUGUAACGUAUGAGUACGCCAGUUAAUGUGAGUGCUUCUGGUGUGCAUGUGUAUGUGUAUGUGUGUGGAUAGGCCCCAUUCCGAAUACACCUAUUAGGAGUCGUUCGAUUCCCACCUAAUCAAAUCGAAAUAAUACCGGUCAAACGAAUUGUCGUCCCUUUCACGAAAUAACCAGCGAGCGAGUAAGAUGUGUCUCCGAACAAUACACUAGAUAGUACGCUCUGGGUGAUAGGGCCCUGAUAUACAUAGCAUCAUCGACAUUAGAAAUAUUUCGUUAAACAUUUGAGGAACGGGGAUCGGACACGGCGACAAUUCGAAUAGACCACACCGUAGGAACCAAGUAUAAACUCCAAUUCAACAAAGAAUCAACUACAAUUCAGCAAAACAUAACUACCAAUCAUCUCCAUCGAAAUCAUCGGCUAGAUCAAUAAUAGAUAGUCGAUGACUGGUACCACAUGGAACACCGUUCAAUCGUAAAAAGAUCAACAGAACCGCACCACGAAAUCCACCAGAGGCUCGUAGGAGAUUCAAGAGUUCGGCGUGCCGAGCAGCAAAGGGCCAAGUCCCGAACUAAAAGGGACUUGAUUAUCAAACGAGGACACUCUGGCCCACGAAUCAUCCUCAACGAUGAACGAUGGCCUCAGAUGUGGUAUUUGAAUCGUGGAAACGGCCUAGACAUGAAUGUACAGGGUGCUUGGACUGAAGGUAUCACCGGAAGUGGAGUAGUAGUAACAAUACUGGAUGACGGUUUAGAAAAAGAUCAUCCGGAUCUCACUAGAAAUUACGAUCCCCAAGCAAGCUACGACGUCAACAGUCACGACGAGGAUCCUAUGCCACGGUACGAUGAGGCCGAUAGUAAUCGACACGGUACCAGAUGCGCUGGUGAAGUAGCUGCAACUGCGAAUAACAGUAAUUGCGCGGUAGGAGUUGCAUUCGGUGCAGGAGUCGGAGGCGUCCGGAUGCUCGACGGUGACGUCACUGAUGCAGUCGAAGCCAGAUCCCUUAGCCUUAAUCCACAGCAUAUAGAUAUAUAUAGCGCAUCCUGGGGUCCCGACGACGAUGGGAAAACUGUCGACGGACCAGGUGAACUGGCGACCAGAGCCUUCGUCGAGGGAAUCACUAAGGGACGCAAAGGGAAAGGCUCAAUUUUUGUAUGGGCUUCCGGCAAUGGCGGCCGGGAUCACGAUAAUUGCAACUGCGACGGAUACACGAACAGCAUAUGGACCUUGUCCAUCAGUAGUGCAACGGAAAACGGUCUGGUACCCUGGUACAGCGAAGCCUGUUCCUCGACCUUAGCCACGACUUACAGUUCAGGCUCGACCGGCGAAAAGCAAGUAGUCACUACUGAUCUGCACCAACGGUGCACCAGCAGCCACACGGGGACCUCCGCUUCAGCGCCAUUAGCCGCUGGAAUUUGUGCACUUGCGUUGGAGGCAAAUCGCGACCUCACUUGGCGAGAUAUGCAACACAUCGUGGUGCGCACUGCAAGACCAGCCAACCUCAAAGCGACCGAUUGGGUCGUGAACGGAGUUGGUAGAAACGUGAGCCACAGUUUUGGUUAUGGUCUCAUGGAUGCCAGUGCCAUGGUACGUCUAGCGAGGAGAUGGCGAACAGUUCCAGAGCAGCACAAGUGCGAAGUAUCAGCGCCACAUACGGAUAGACAAAUUCCACCGAAAAGUCAACUGGUACUGGAAUUACACGUGAAGGAAUGCAGUGGCGUAAAUUUUCUAGAACACGUUCAAGCUAAAGUAUCCUUAAUGGCCUUCAGACGCGGUGACCUCCAAAUUCAGUUGACCUCGCCACAAGGCACCAAAAGCACCUUACUGGCAAAGAGGCCGCAUGACAUAUCGAAAGCUGGCUUCAUGCAAUGGCCGUUCAUGUCCGUUCAUACUUGGGGUGAACGGCCUCAUGGAACGUGGAAGUUAGAAAUUCAUAACGAAGGUCGCUAUCUAGGUCGCGCAACUCUUCACGAAUGGGCUCUAAUCUUCCAUGGUACCUCGACGUUGCCUGAUCGUACGGAAUACGCUCUCUACAAUCCGGCAGUGAUAAACGUGCCACGCCGGCCGUUCCUAAAGCCACGCGAAACGACGUACACGCGAAGCCAAAACGCUUUGGGACCGACGAAGAGCAGGCAAAAUUUUGGUACGGCCCAAAGUCAACGUAAGAAUAAAUCCAGGGGCCCACAUAAGAAUAAAUCGGCAAACCGCGCAACGCCGAAGCCGACAAUCCAAACUCUGAGGGGACUUACAGCUGCCAGAGGGCCCAAUGCGGGUGACGUUAGGUACGUUACGUCGAGGCCCAAAAUUCGAACCACCUUGGGACCACUCCCGAGCAGCUCGAGAACCACCAUCAAGCCAAACCCUACCGUUUCCUCCCAACAACGGGGCAUCAUACUCAUGGAACCGGUCAAAACUGCCACCGACAAUGUUCCUGCGAUUUUUCAACAUUACGAUAAGAUACAACAGCUUUAUCCUUUGUAUCCUGUUUACGGAGCUGGCGUCAGAGGCGCCGGUCAGCAGUACUCAACGAGAGCCAAAGGUCCUGAUCUUCUUCAGGACGAACAAUUCGGCACCAAGAGUCAUCAUCUCGAUAAGGAUACGUUGAAGGAGUGGAAAAUGGUCCUAUACGGUACCGACACGUCCUUGGAAAUUGGCGAUGAUUUGGAUAAAGGCAAAGUGGGAAUAAUCCGGGACGAAGUGCAGGACAAUGCAGCUGUGGACGCACGUCAGAAUGUCGUUGACACUGAAGGCGAUCCCUGGACCGGAAGUCAACAGGUCGAUCGUGUUUCCCAUCCGGAAGUUCAGCGACCAACCACCGAGAAUCAAACAAGUGGUGGUGGAUGUGCUGUCUACGAUGGUCGACAGUGCCUAGUUCUCUUGGUCCAGCAAUGCAGGUUGCCAAACGCACUGAGGCUCCAGUGUCUUCGUGGUGGCGGUGCAGAAUUUCUCAGACCAGCUACCACCACAACCAUCACCAACUACUACCAACUACCAACCAUCACCAACUAUCACGACCACAUCCUCAUCCAAACACCAUCUGCAACCAAUACGAACCCAUUCCUGAAAAUUGCUUCACCAGCACGAAUGCAAUUCCGGCUGGUAUAUAUACCAAGGAAAUUGUUCUCGCCGCUGUCCAGUUGGAAGCUAUGCCACUUUCACGGAAACCAACACGGAAUGUGCAUCCUGUCACUACUCAUGUGCAAGCUGCAUCGGUCCUGCAAACGACCAGUGCACAUCCUGUCACGAGGAUGCAAGCUUUUUAUCGGAAACUUCAACUGUAUCCCAGUGUGUUCUCACGACAAUAGCCCGGAGAGUCAGGACUACCAGUUGGUACUACUGGAUGUGUAUUUUGCUGGUAGUAAAUUUAGUAAUAUUUACUAGCGUAGUUAUGUACCGAUGUGUAUUGGUAAUUCAGAAGAGGAGGCAAGUGAGCAAAUUUUAUUCCUAUACGAAAGUUGCCUUUUCACCGAGUGAUGACACGACCAAAGAUAGUGACAGUGUGAAAACGGAAUUGAUGAACUAUGAAAGCGAAUGAAAUCUCCGAAGUUUUUGAUUCUUCGUUAAUCCGUUAUUGUAUAUCACCCACAUUGAUAAGAGUGAUUAUAAUGAUACUAUAAAACGGGUAAUCCUAUGUAGACACACAUUCUUUUUUUAGUACGUUAGGAUUAUAAUUUGAGACCAGACGAAUUCACGCCCCUACAACUUUGGCUAGUGCGGAGUGGUCGUUUUUUUUCCUCCAUUAAAUCAGGAAUAGAGCCAGGGAAACGUGGAUAAAGGUGAAAACCUAGGGAAUUUCAUCCUGGGGAGCUAUCAGCGUGGAAAGAGAACUUUUUUCUUUGAAAAGCUCAGCAUUCAGAAUAUCUGAAAAUUUCGGAGAGACUCUCGGACCCGGAUGAGUGUAGAAGUAAUUUAAAAAAAUGAUAUUUGGAGAAUUGUGAUCUUGUAAUUUAGACAAUAACUAGCUAAUUCAUUCAAGAUGAAAAUUACGUUUAGUUCUGUAAUCAAAAUGAAUGACAAACAUAAGUUUUCUGAAUAUAAAUACAUAUGUUUUCUAAAUAAACUAUAAUACCAUUAGAAGAUUUGUUUCUAGACAAUUAUAACUAGGAUGAACCAAAUUGAUUACAGAAUUAAAACGAGCCUGUACACAACAAAUAAAUAAAUAUUUAAAUGAAUACGUAUCCAAAUUAUAUGAUUGUUACACGUUUAUAAGCAAAGGUGCACGAAGCUGUAAUUAGUUGAGACUGUCUACUAGUUUUUAAUCUGUGAAUCAUGCCAUUCCAUGAUAAUGUCGGUAAUGUGACAAUGUUUAAUAUUAAUUGUUAUUUUAUUUAGUAUUUAUUAUAAUCCUAAAUAUUUUUAGUGGUGCUUAAGAAAAAAUAAAAAUAAUUUAAAUAA
Cephus cinctus (wheat stem sawfly) is the source of this 7851-nucleotide messenger RNA. Its product is annotated as furin-like protease 1. The coding region runs from base 3913 to 6837 and encodes 974 amino acids. Gene Ontology annotation, biological process: peptide hormone processing. Gene Ontology annotation, cellular component: trans-Golgi network; Golgi membrane. Gene Ontology annotation, molecular function: serine-type endopeptidase activity. Lineage: Eukaryota; Metazoa; Arthropoda; Insecta; Hymenoptera; Cephidae. The transcript has 13 exons. The record is from RefSeq and is a predicted model, not a curated record.